CUCCCUUUUCUUUUUUCUUUUUCUUCCGCCCUGUGCUUCCAGUAAAUGUUUUUCUUCUGCAUGCUAUGUGUUUGAUGAAAAGCUUGAGUGGUUCUGUACUGAAGUGGGUCUUGUAUGCAUAACUGCCACAAAGGGACUCUCCUUUCUCCUUGUCAGCAACAAGUACACGCAUACUGCACACCCUCCAAAUUUUCUUCUACAUCUUCAACACUGAUAAUAAAGUUUCUGGUAGCAGCAUUUUUUUUUCUGUUGUAUAACUUUUUUUUUUCUUUUCUGGGCUGGAAAAGGGUUAAACGCCAGGAAUUUCACUGCCAGAAACGUUCAACACCAUGGCAACUGAAACUGACUCAAGAGAUAGCGCUCUCUCUUUGCUCAAACAAGGAGCGGAGGCUAGGGUUUUUGAGUCUUCUUUUGUGGGAAGGAGAUGUGUUGUCAAGGAGCGCUUCUCAAAGAAGUACAGGCAUCCAACUUUGGAUUCUAAAUUGACACUGAAGCGCUUAAAUGCGGAGGCGAGGUGCGUGACCAAAGCAAGGAAACUUGGGGUUUGUACUCCUGUGCUGUAUGCUGUGGAUCCUGUGUUGCACACUUUAACGUUUGAGUAUGUCGAGGGCCCUUCAGUCAAGGAUAUAUUUCUUGAAUUUGGUUCUCGUGGCCUUGGUGAAGAGGGUCUGGACAACAUUGCUACCCAAAUUGGUCAUUCAAUUGGAAAACUGCAUGAUGGUGGUCUUGUUCAUGGUGAUUUAACAACAUCAAACAUGUUGCUCAAGAAUGGUACCAAUGAGUUGGUUCUUAUUGAUUUUGGUUUGAGCUUUACUUCAACUCUACCGGAAGACAAAGCAGUUGAUUUGUAUGUUCUGGAAAGAGCUAUUCUGUCAAUGCAUUCUUCAUGUGGCAAUGUGAUGGAUCGGAUACUUACUGCAUACCGGAAGUCAUCAAAACAGUGGUCAUCCACAUUGAACAAGUUGGCAGAAGUGAGGCAAAGAGGACGAAAGAGGACCAUGGUUGGAUGAAGCUUUCUCAAAUUGGAAUUCGUUAGAGAUAUAAAAGGGAAGACAACUAAUGAAUGUUAUUGAUGUAAUUUAUCUCUCUGUUAUCUAUGUUCAUGAGUUUGAUUAUACAUUGUCAAUAGAAAACAUUUUUAUAAGAACGUGUAAUGAGAUUCUGACGAUUUUACCUUGGUAUCUUACUCCUUAAUAUGUUGUUGUGAUAAGAUACAUUAUGUUUGAGAUAUUAUUUUACAUUUACAGUGUGUAUAAAUUAACUCAUGAAGUGAUGAUUAAUUUAUAUAAUAAGUGUAAAACAUUAAAUUUUUAA
Messenger RNA from Vigna angularis (adzuki bean), 1314 nucleotides. RefSeq lists its product as uncharacterized. Gene Ontology annotation, molecular function: protein serine/threonine kinase activity; ATP binding. Gene Ontology annotation, cellular component: nucleus; cytosol; EKC/KEOPS complex. Lineage: Eukaryota; Viridiplantae; Streptophyta; Magnoliopsida; Fabales; Fabaceae. Bases 330 to 1010 code for a protein of 226 amino acids. The record is from RefSeq and is a predicted model, not a curated record. Gene Ontology annotation, biological process: protein phosphorylation. The transcript is spliced from 7 exons.